This is a messenger RNA of Colletotrichum chrysophilum, 1047 nucleotides long. RefSeq lists its product as uncharacterized. The record is from RefSeq and is a predicted model, not a curated record. The coding region runs from base 1 to 1047 and encodes 348 amino acids. Lineage: Eukaryota; Fungi; Ascomycota; Sordariomycetes; Glomerellales; Glomerellaceae. The transcript has 2 exons.
AUGUAUUCAAUCUUGUUUAUUGACCUGUCUUCCGAUGACAUAGUGGUCAACAUCCCAGAGAUGCCACAAGACCGGUACUGGGUCUUUCCCAUAUGCACGCCGUACGGCGACAAUUUGAUCAACAUUGGGAACCUUGGAGUCAGCAAGCCUGGAGAGUAUCUCAUCCAAUACGACCCGGACAACUACGGCCUCGAGACCGAGAACAUCCCUGAUGGCUUCGCCGGAGUCAUCAAGUACCCCAUGGCAUAUGGGCUGGUGAACUCUAGAAUCCUCACAGACCGAUCCGAGGAAGACGUCAAGAUUGUCCAAAAGCUUCAGCUGGGCUUCAACGUUUCUCGCACUAUCCCCAGACCUGAGCCGCCGAUCGCUCCGCCACUGGAUCUCACCAUGUUCACCAAACCAGAGUACAAUGACGGCAACAUAUCGUCCUAUUACGAGGCCGUCAUGAAAGUUGCCGCCGCGCUCGCUCCGUACAAUCCGCCCUACGUUGCCUCAGACAGGGAUUGGGUCGCCGCGGAACUGCGCAAGGCGGGUUUCAACAACAGAACAUUCACUCAACCACGAGGAUCCAACCUGACUGCGGCGGUAGAGCUUGCCAACAAGACCUCCCUCGCUUUCAUGGAUAAGCCUGGUGUUCGUCAAGAUGUUGGGAACGACUGGUUCAUCGUCUCUGAAGGGUAUAUCGGGAAGUUUGACUCUCACUACGAAGCUCGGUACCAGAUCGCAACCACGGCAUACUUGGCUCUCGACCCUUCAGAGAGCGUGUACCCCUUUCACGAAGGGGAUCUUGUGGUCGAAGAGGGGAAGUCUAUUUUAUUUACCUUCCCCGAGCCCCCGAAAAUCAAGGAUGGCGGGUUUUGGAGUCUCACGGUGUACGGUCCGGACCAAGAUCUCGUUCCAAACGACAUGGAAAAGUACAUGGUUGGUGAUAGGAGCAAUCUGACAUUUCCGGAUGGAACUCCAGUUGCGAAGGGGGAUCAUAGAGAGUUUCAAGUACUGCUCCAGGCCUCUGGUAUUGAGCCUCCUACAAACUGGACAGCUAAGUGA